AUGAGGACGGAGUCCAGGUUUCCAUUUCUUUGUUAUCAGUUUGGUAAAAAUGAAGACUUCAAAGAGCAGAGGAGUAGCUUCUUCACAAAUCCAUUUGCAGUCUAUCAACAAACUAUUUCCGAAUUAAAAAUGAGUUGCAAAAAGAAAUACUGUGGACUUAUUUAUUUGCUUGCUAGAGGUUGCAAAAUUGAUGCAAACGAAGAAAGGAGUCGUCUUUCCUUUGAUAACAAAGAUUUUGAAGACAUCUGCGAAUUGACUGGAUUGCCAAAAAAUGAAUCCCGGUUUUCAAUUCUAGAUCAUCUUGAAAUGCUAGUUGGAAGCUUUGUUAAGAAAGAAAAGGGUAUAUUGACAUUCCAAAAUGAUUUUGUAAUAGAUGUUGUAUCAUCAGCUCUAGGAAUGUCUUUUCCAAAACAGAUGCUACGAUAUUGUCCACUGGGUUUCAUAAGAAGAAAAGUUAUAAUGACUGAAAGAGGGAAGAAGAAUGACAAAUUUGCUACAUGCUUAAAAUGUGAACAUAUCCCAGAUUUGAUAAACAGGUUAUUAAGCGAAGUAAGGAACAAACAACUCAUCGAAGUUUUUACACUUCCUCAUCUAAAUGAUUUUCGCUGUAAAGAAGAAAUGAAAAAACAAAUAUCUCAGUUUCCUGACGAUCAGUUUUUGAAGAUAUUUGUUAUCCCUUUUAUACAAGAGUCUUCCUCAUUACAAUCAUGUAUUCAGGAUGGCAUUGCCAGAGUCACUCCAUUCGAUAUAAACGUGGUUCUCAAUUCCGUUGCACAAUGUGCUUCAGAAUUUUCAAAGGAAUCUUGUGAAGACCUUCUAGAUAAUGGUUUAUUUGAAACAUUUCGUGAAAUAUCGCAAAUCUCUUUAGAGGAAAAAUACCAAAGCCAGUUUAAAAAAAUUAGGCAGAAGAUGAAAAAGCAAUUACCAAACUUCGAUUUGGAAACAAUUUUGAAUGACAAGGAAAAACGUGAAAAAAUUGUUUCCAGGUCUUUCAAAGAACUAACAGAGGUAGCUCCUUUAGGUGAGGAUUGGUUCUUUGAAUUAUUACAGAGGUUUUCUACUCCGAUUUUGCAUUCUAGAUGCUGCGAUUCAUUCUUGCCUCUUUUAGAAAAAGUAGUGGGUAAAUGCUUUAAGGAUAAGUUUGGUGAUAAUGAAAAUGGAAUAAUGAUGGAAUUAGUGAAAAGAACGUUGAGUGUCAGUAGGCCUGUUCUCAAAAGCUUUCAAGGAAAAAAGCGUCCUGUGGAAUUGUUCACGCCCAACCUUAGGCAAGAAGAAAGAAAACUGAAACUAAAAAUUGAUUUAGGUGACACUGCAGAGUUUUUAAAAGUUGACUUGCUUUUAUACUCUAGACGUUUGUCUGGUUUAUUUGCUUUGGAAUGCUUUAACCACAACGAAUUGUUUGAUUUCAUGAUAGACAGAGUUUUACUUUUUUCAGAGGGUAAACAACUUUUGAGAGACCAACAAAUCUUCUUUGCAACAGUCAUGAAUGGCUCUGUUGAACACGCAAGAAAAGUCUUAAAUAUUUUGGGAAACGAGAUGAUAAAUGACUGCUUUGAGUAUUUGAAUAAUCGUGUCACUCCUCUGCAUAUUGCAUGUGGACUUCUGAAAUCAAAUAUAGUGAAACUUUUACUUGAUUUUCGUGUGUCCGUGAAUACAAAAGACGCAUAUGGCCACACCGCCUUAGAUUUAGUUCUGUAUUCAUUAAAAGAGAAUUGUACUGUUAACAGAAUGGAACGGGGAAAGAAAAUAAUAAGCAUGCUUUUAGAAAGGAAAAUUGAAAUAACCUCAAAAACGGUGUUCGGAAUUUCUUCUUUGCAUUUAGCCUCAACUUUUAUUAAUCCAGAAAUACUGAUAUUGCUUCUUCAAGACUCGGCGCUCAUUAACUUUAAGGAUAAUGACGGGAAAAUGCUUUUACAUUAUGCUGCCAUGUCUGGCAAUGAACCAGUGAUCAAUAUUCUUUUAAAAAAUGGGGCAAAUGCAGACACAGUGGAUAAAAAUGAGGAUUCGCCACUUUUACUAGCAUGUCAAAUGGAACAUGUUCGUUGUGUUAAACUUCUAGCUGAUCACAAUUGCAACUUCGAUGUACAAAAUUCCAAAGGUUACACUCCACUGAUUGUAGCUGCAAUGAAGCGCCAGCCUUUAAUGUUGAAAACAUUACUUGAAAAAAACCCUGAUAUAAAUGCCUUAGAUGGUGUAAAAAGAAGUGCCCUGUGGUAUGCUGUUAAUUGUGAGGACACUGAGUCAAUUCUGGUUUUACUUAAUGGUGGUGCUAAUCAGUUACAAUCCGAUAAUGAGGGGGAAAAUGUAUUGCACCUAGCCUCAAGGAAGGGAAAUACAGAAAUUGUAGAUAUCUUGCUUAGGAAUUUACAAAAUGUAGAUAUUUGUACGCGAUCAGGAAGUACAGCAUUGCAUUUGGCAUCAUUGCAUGGCCACGAUAAAAUUGUUCUACUUUUGCUUAAUAAAGGAGCGGAUAUAAAUAAGAAUUCAAAAUCAGGAAGAUCACCUUUGUAUUUGGCAUCAAAAACAGGAAGUGUUUUAACUGUGGGCGUUUUAGUUUCAAAUACUACAAUUGAUAUAAAUUGUAACCAUCAGUACAAUCCUCUUAUAAUUGCAUCAGAGAAUGGUCAUCUACGUAUCGUAGAGCUGCUUUUACAAUCAAAGGCAGAUGUUAAUUAUAAAGACUUUUAUGAAAGAAGUGCUCUGUGGUACGCAGCAAGGAAAGGACAUGUGCAUAUUGUCUCAUAUCUUCUAGAACAUGGAGCUUUUGUCAAUGAUUUUGACAAAGAUGGAACAAGAGUGCUACAUGCAGCAAUCGAUUCUAUGAACUUUCAAUUAUGUUCAAUACUUUUGCAUACCGAGGGCAUUGAUUUUUUUGUGAAUAGUAAUGAAAAUCCAGUUAUAAGGGCGUCUAGUACAGGAAAUACAGAAAUUGUACAAUUACUAUUCCAAAAGAUGUCAAUGAUAGAUAACUACCCUGAGCAUGAAAAAGGGAUUAUAAAUCUGUGCUUGAUUGCUGCAUCAUCACAUGGUCGCAAAAAUUGUGUAAAAAUGUUAAUGAGCAAGAACUGUGAUGUAAAUUUCUUGAAUGAUGAGGGAAUGCAUCCAUUGUGGCUGGCUGCUAGAAAUGGUCACGAAGAUGUUGUAACUGAGCUUUUGUACCAUGGUGCAGAAGUUGAUAAAUACACUUGCUUUAGUUUUUUUCCGGAGAAUUUUCAGUGCAUGUCGAAUAGCACAGCACUUUAUGUAGCCUCUUCUGAAGGACAUGUUGACAUUGUUAAGAUAUUGGUGAUCUUUGGCGCUGAUGUAAAUGCAUGUUCAGAAUGUGGGACAACACCCAUUUGCAUUGCGUCUUCGUCUGGGCAUGAAGAGGUAGUUUCCUUUCUUUUGGAAAAUGCGGCAGACAUAAACAAACAAAACAAAAACGGAAUAACUCCCCUGAUGGAGGCUUCGAAGAAUGGGCAUGUAUCAAUCGUAAAUAUGUUGUUGAGCGAAAAUGCAGAUCCUUUAAUAAAAAAUGUAUCGGGGAAAAAGGCAUUGGAUUAUGCUACAGACAAAAGACAAUACAAAAUUUCAAUGAUGUUGGUACGUAAUCGUAUAAAACCUCCAGAUAAGGUUAAAAAACUGUUUUAUUUCAAAAAGAGAAGGGUGUCACACUGGGGCUCAUAUAUCAAAGAAAGACAUAUAAAUCAAAGGCUAGAUGAUUUGUUAUUACUAUUUAGAUUAAGAAGAGUUGAAAUAAAAGGAGAUGGGAAUUGUUUUUUCCGCGCUUUACAACACCAAAUUCAAGGUUAUGGGUUUGACUCUAUGGCGUUGCGAAAUAUUUUAUGUAGACAUCUUUCAGAUAAUAUGGAUCAUUAUAUAUCGUUUUUAGAAUUUGGACGGUCGGAAAAUAGAUUUCAGAUAUUUAAAAAACAAAUUCGUCAGAUGGAGAAAAACAGCAUAUGGAACACAGAACUAGCUGAUUGUUUACCGUUGGCAGCUGCAAAUGAAUUUAAAAGAACAAUUAGGAUAUUCUCUGAUAACCUAGACGGCCCUUUAGAAAUAAUUCCUGAUCUUGAUACGGCAAGUGGAGACUUUAUCAAUCUUGUAUACAUCACAUAUGGAAAAGGGGAACAUUAUGACGCUGCAGAGGAGGAUACAAAAAAAGAAAUAAGGAAACCUGAAGAAAUGGAGAACUGCGAAGCUAUUGAAAACGAAUUGGAUAAUAAGGACCAAGGAGAAGACCAAGGAGAGGAAGAAAUAAGGGAGGAGGAAGAAAGUAAGGUAGAGGAUGAGGAAGAAGACAGUUAUGAAGAAGAAAGUAAGCACGAAAGCAGUGAGGAGGAUGCUGAUGCUGAUGAUGAGAGUGAAGAAGUAGAUGAUGAACUAAUGAAGUUGGUUCAACUGUUUGAUAAUAUUUUCAAUAUCAAGAAAUAA
Saccostrea cuccullata (small rock oyster) is the source of this 4416-nucleotide messenger RNA. RefSeq names its product ankyrin-2-like. The coding region runs from base 1 to 4416 and encodes 1471 amino acids. Lineage: Eukaryota; Metazoa; Mollusca; Bivalvia; Ostreida; Ostreidae. The transcript has a single exon. Gene Ontology annotation, cellular component: cytoplasm; nucleus. Gene Ontology annotation, molecular function: protein binding. The record is from RefSeq and is a predicted model, not a curated record.